This is a messenger RNA of Mya arenaria, 2282 nucleotides long. Its product is annotated as nephrin-like. The transcript is spliced from 11 exons. The record is from RefSeq and is a predicted model, not a curated record. NCBI's taxonomy places the organism in Eukaryota, Metazoa, Mollusca, Bivalvia, Myida, Myidae. Gene Ontology annotation, molecular function: protein binding. Bases 84 to 2282 code for a protein of 732 amino acids.
GACUAACUGAUCUCAUAAAUAACCAUGUGGAAGUAUUAUGGGGUUAUAGGGUUAUUUAACUGUGAUUAAACUUUUUUAAAGAUAUGGAUUUAGCUGCAAUGCUGUUGUUCGUAAUGCAACUAAUUUUGGGUUAUGUGAAAGCCCAACCAGUUGUUUCUCCCUCCGGAACUGUGAAUGUUAUUGAAGGGCGAAACUUUACACUGACUUGUUCAUAUGAAAAGAUAUCAACGGAAGAAAGUAGCUUAUGCAGAUGGGAUGAAUUUGUCAACCAAACAGUGACUCCUCUUGUAAAACUUUAUCUCAUGUAUGAGGACGGCGAAUGCACCAAAAUAUACGGAAACGACAGUUUAUAUGGCUAUACGUGCCUUGGAAAUAACAAAUAUGAGAUGACAAUUUACAAUGCCCGUUAUGAUGUAAAUCAUAAUUCCAAAUGGCGUUGUACACAAUAUCACAAUAACCUUUUGGUGGACAGUACUUAUGUGACAAUCAAUGUGAGAGUGGGCAUCACCGAUGUGGUGUUAUUCCCGGAUGGCGACCCUAUUAACGUAAUAGAAAACUCCGAAACGUCAUUGCUGUGCCGAACGUCUGGCGGGUUGCCAGGUGCAGCAGUCAGAUGGUUCAUUCAAAGGUCAGGACAAGUGAAAGAUUUAACCUCGCUCUCUAUUGGCACGUACCAAGAGGCGGGUCACCUCAACGUGACACUGAGCACACUUAACUACACCGCGGUUAAAUUUGACCACACUGGUCAGAUAUAUUGCAGCGCAAACAACGUAGGAGAGGAGAGCAUUUCUGCAAAACGAUAUUUAAAUGUAUUAUAUGGCCCGAUAUCGAGGAAUUUGCAAAACGUGAGUAAGGUCCACGGAGAAAACUUUGUUUACCAGUGUUUGUACUUACCGGGCAAUCCCCCAACUGUUGACUUUGAGUGGACGAGGUCGGGAACCGGCGUCGCUUGGGUCAAGCAAAAUACACCGAAUUUGACUAUCCCAAACGUGCAGCGCAGUGAUGAGACCACUUACACGUGUAAUGUGUCCAGUGUUCUCCGGCCCACGACGACCAUACAGUAUGAUACUGCAACAUUUCAUCUUAAUGUAUUUUAUGGAGCUGAACAUUUGGUCUUACAACUCAACAACAUUUCCAACGCAUCUGUAGAAAUUGAGGAACAUUCUUCAAACCAUAUGCGAUGUUUGCUAGAAAGUGACCCCGGCUCGGAUAUGGCUCUUACAAAAGACGGUAAAACAAUCAUUACAAGAUCUGGUGUACAUCAACUUACACAUGACCUUCAGGCUGAAUGUUCGGACGCUGGAGUGUAUACAUGUACAGGAUACAACCAGUAUGGGGCGGCGGAUAACGCAUCACUCCACUUAUUUGUAAAAUGUUCCGCGAGGCCUUCCGCGGGAGUGACGGUACAGCUUAACUUCACCGCCCGUCAACACGAGAAUGCUACGCUUUUUUACAAAAUAGUCGCAUAUCCAGUGCCAAAGCCUUCACAGUUUGUUUGGAAGCGGUGUACGAAUAGAAGUUCAUGUGAUCUAUUGCCGGAGGACUUUAACAAAUUUAAAAUUAACACAGUACGUCUAUCAAGUAAUUUAACGGUGCUUGACGUUCAGAUCGAAGAUUACGGAAUGUACCAACUGUCAGUUUCAAACGGAGUUGGUGAUAAACUAGUCGAAUGGUUUCAACUUAGACCCGUCGAAAAACCUGAUUCGCCAACGGACUUCCACGUCAUUCAAAGCACCAUAAAAAUGACAACUGCUGUAGUGACAUGGAUUCCCGGAUUUGACGGUGGAUCUCCUCAGGAGUUUCAUAUUUCCUACGGAAAACUAGUUGAUGACAGCGGUUAUUUCAAUAAAGUUGUAAAACACGAUUAUACAAAAAUGAUGUAUUAUACACUUGAAGAUUUAGAACCUGGAACCGAGCACUUUGUUUCAAUCUUUGCGGCAAACGAGGAGGGUUCUACUGACUCGAUAAACGAUACUUUUCAAACACUUGGCCGUUUAUAUGAUCCAAACGAGACUAAUCUAAGUAAUGUCCCUGUUGUUGGAGGGGCGAUUGGUGGAACUGUUGGAGCGAUUAUUGCCGUAGUUGUUGCCUUUGUCAUUCUCAGACGAAAAUACUCACUAAAUAUCAACGUAUCUCUGAGUAGGAAAAGUGCUGAUCCUGAUGCGAAACCCGUAUCUGGUACAGACAACCCCGGAUUUAAAGCAGCCCAUACGUACGAGGAACUGUCCAUGAUAACAGUUUCAUCUGUUUACGAUGAGCUUAAAAAUGAUGACAAUGGGUAA